This is a messenger RNA of Zalophus californianus (California sea lion), 4713 nucleotides long. RefSeq names its product solute carrier family 25 member 40 (gene SLC25A40). The transcript is spliced from 12 exons. Lineage: Eukaryota; Metazoa; Chordata; Mammalia; Carnivora; Otariidae. The record is from RefSeq and is a predicted model, not a curated record. Gene Ontology annotation, biological process: mitochondrial transmembrane transport. The coding region runs from base 225 to 1241 and encodes 338 amino acids.
AGAGUCCUUGUUACUCCUGUUGACCUAACGUAGUGAAUGCAGUUAGCCCCGGAGGCUAGCCCGCCAACAGGGUCAUUCCCGCCUCUUAGGGUCGCCGGGACCGCGUGCCCUUCAGCUGCCUCCUUCACCAGAUUUUCAGCUACUGAUGUUACAGACAAUCAGAUACUGGAGCAUAGAGUUGAGGAAAAGACUUAAACCAGAUUUUUCUUCAGUCAGUUAAAAAUAUGGAUCCUGAAUCAGAGGGGCCGCAGAUUACCAAAGUGACACCUCUUCAGCAGAUGCUCGCUUCUUGCACUGGGGCUAUACUGACUUCGCUAAUGGUGACACCCCUCGAUGUUGUUAAAAUUCGACUCCAAGCCCAAAACAACCCAUUCUCCAAAGGAAAAUGUUUUGUGUAUAGUAAUGGACUUAUGGAUCAUCUAUGUGUCUGUGAAGAGGGAGGCAACAAAGCAUGGUAUAAGAAACCAGGACGUUUCCAGGGUACAUUGGAUGCCUUUUUGAAAAUUGUUCGAAAUGAGGGCAUUAAAUCCCUGUGGAGUGGCCUUCCCCCUACCUUAGUGAUGGCAGUUCCUGCCACAGUUAUUUAUUUUACCUGCUAUGAUCAAUUAUCUGCUCUCCUGAGAUCAAAAUUAGGAGAAAAUGAAAGUCGUAUACCAAUUAUUGCCGGAAUUGUUGCCAGAUUAGGUGCAGUAACUGUGAUAAGUCCAUUAGAAUUGAUUAGAACCAAGAUGCAAUCUAAGAAGUUUUCUUACAAAGAAUUGCAUCAAUUUGUCAGCAAGAAAGUAUCUGAAGAUGGUUGGAUUUCCCUUUGGAGGGGCUGGAUUCCUACUGUUCUUAGAGAUGUACCAUUCUCAGCAAUGUACUGGUAUAACUAUGAAGUUUUAAAGAAGUGGUUGUGUGCGAAAUCUGGUUUAUACGAACCAACAUUUAUGAUCAACUUUACUUCAGGGGCAUUGUCUGGUUCUUUUGCAGCUGUUGCAACUUUGCCAUUCGAUGUGGUAAAAACACAAAAGCAGACUCAACUUUGGACAUAUGAAAGUCAUAAAAUUUCUAUGCCUUUGCCUAUGUCAACCUGGACUAUCAUGAAGAACAUUGUUGCUAAGAAUGGAUUUGCAGGAUUAUUUACAGGCCUCAUUCCCCGUUUAAUUAAAAUUGCUCCUGCUUGUGCUAUUAUGAUCAGUACCUAUGAAUUUGGGAAGGCUUUUUUCCAAAAGCAAAAUGCUCGAAGACAACAAUACUAGUGAUGCUGUUUCAACUUGAAUUAACAACCAAAGCCAAAUAGUAAGAUGGAGACUCUUGGGCAAAAACUCUUUCACCAUUAUCUUAAAAUGGUUUUAUAUAUUUCUUUCUUAUGAUUUAAAUGAGCAGUAAUUUCUACUUUGCCUCUGAAUCAUAACCCUAAUUUUAAAAUAAAUUCUGUUACUCUGAUUUUUGAGAUAUUGAAAAAGAUAUUCCAGAAGUCACACCAUUAAAUGUUCCUGUAAAGAAAAGAAAAAUUAUUCCUUAGCACUGAAAGUGAUAAUCUCUUGAGAGUUUGAUAUUACAGAUUUCAGUAUAACGUCAUUGGGAAUGUGUCAGAUAUAUCAGAACAUUUUGAAUUGUGUGCUGAAUGAUGUGCAGAGUCUAGAAGAAAAAUUCCUGUCUCUAACUCACACUUAAAUCAUACACAUAGAUAUUUAAGUAUUCCAACAAAGUAGAUAAUAGAUGGCAGUCUUUAAAUAACAUUAUUCGCAUUUACCUAAUUACCUAUUAGAUUUUUUUUAAUUCAAAUGCAUUAGUUUUUUUAUUUUACACCUCCUGUUGCUGUGAUAAGGCUUCACCAGUAUUAGGAUUUCUCUGCCUAAAGGUAUGGCUGUUUUAUCUUUAUGAACCAGAAUAUAACUGUUUAUGUGAUAAAAGAUAUUUUUGGUGACUAAAGACUCUGUAUUAUCUACUGUUUCUACAAGAGAGAAGGAGUCUUUACUGAUUGUGUUAAAUGUCUGGCACAGUGAAUCUUGGGUGUGCACUGGAAAACCACAUUAUAUUUAGAGUAGUAAAAAGAACGUUUCAGCCUGGGAAGGGCCCUGGUUUCAGCUGUCUUGGAAUCCAGGUAUCACUGUUUGUGGAGCUCUCGAGGUCACACGUAUUGUUGUCUUUUAACAACACUGAAAUUAACACAGUAUAAGCCACAAGUACUUCCACAGUGUCCCUUGAUUUUACACAUCUCAUGUUAGUAUGCUACAUCAAGAGACUAAAGAGGCCACUGUUUCCUUGAACAAACAGCUUUUAGUCACUACAGGCUAAUGGCUCAGUAAUGUAGCUCAUGGCUGUAGGAAUGAAACAGGACUAUGAUGGAGGGACAGAAAUGUUCUGUUAUUUUUGUUUUUGAUUUAUUUUCUCAGGAUCUAUAUCCUAUAAGAAAAAGCACUUUAUUGCAGUUUAUGUGUAUGCUAUGACAAUGUGAAGUUUUGGUUUUUUUUCCUAAAAUAGAGUAAUAUAGUUAGGUGAUAGAUCUCUAGUGUUGGUAGAGGAAUUAUGUAUUUUGUAUUUUAGGAGAAAAGAAGUUCGUAUGUUUCGUCAGAAAUAAACUAUAUAGGGUUAGUAUGUAAUCUUGUGUUUACUUUAUCCUGUGUUGAUUUCCCUUAAAUUUUUAACAUACAUAUCUAUAAAAUCAUAAAUGUUUAUGACUUUAACUUACAUUUCCAUUAAAGUAUUUUAUGCUUAAAAUUAUCACUGUGCUUCAAGCUAUUUUCAUAUAAAAUCAUUAUGUUAAUGCUGUAUUUUAUAAACACUGCUGUUUAACGGUAUUAAAUUUACCUUUGUUCUGUUAUGCUUUUUGGUAACUGGUAGAAAAGAGAAAAAUUUAAAUUUAUAAUUAUUAAGAAGCAGUCACAUAUUUCAACUUAAUAGAAAUACCAGUAGGGAAAUCCCCAUCGCCCUCCCACCCCCAAAACGGACUGCACUUAUUGAAAAUUCUUAGCAUUUAUGCCUAAAAUAAAUCUAAUUCCCUAGUAGCUUUUCUAGUACAUAUUACAGCCAUGUAUCUGCAUGAAAAGGGUGAAUUGAAGCUUUCUUUAUACUUAAGUGGUAAAGAAACAUUAAUGCUUUAUUUAAACAAAAAAAAAUAGUAGCAACUGAAAAGCACUUGGCUAGAAAUUAUAAUCUUGGUCAUGUUUCUGAAAGCUAAUAGUUUCGAUCUACGUGAAAUUUUCUAACAAAUACGUUUACUUCCUUAUGUGUGUGUACAUUUUUUAAAAAGAAAUUCAAGUUUUACAUCUUUGCCACCUUCCAUAUAAUACACAUUUGACUUUUUGAACAAGCAGAUAUGAAGUUAAAAUAAAUUUUUCUUUUAUUUCUAGGAAACUAUUCACUAUGCUUAGACUCCUUUAAAUUCUUACCUCUUGGGCACCUGGGUGGCUCAGUUGGUUAAGCGACUGCCUUCAGCUCAGGUCAUGAUCCUGAGUCCCAGGAUCGAGUCCCGCAUCGGGCUCCCUGCUCAGCGGAGAGUCUGCUUCUCCCUCUGACCCUCCCCCCAUCUCUUGUGCUUUCUCUCUGUCUCUCAAAUAAAUAAAAUCUUUAAAAAUAAAUAAAUUCUUCCCUCUUUCUGGAGCAUGAAUUCCAGGGAUAUGGGAAAGUUUAGUAUAUCAGGUUUUCAUUUUUUUUCCAAAACAAACUUUUUAAAUAAAUUUUAACCUAUCAUUUGACAUCUCUGAUCUUUUCCGUGGCCGCCUCAAGUUUAAGAAGCACUGGAGAUAGGAAGUGCUUCAGAUACUCACUUGGCUACAAAGCUGGCUGAGCUGUGAUUGACAGAGGGCUGCAGAGGGAGCGCUGGGAGCGCUGAGGGAUUCUCCACUGAGCUUGCAGGGACUGUCGGGAAAUGCUAAGAUGAAGACAAUUAAACGUACCUGGACAGGGCAGUCUCAGUCAGGCAACGGAAGUUAGUCCCAAGGAGGGAAAAACAGGAAAGCAACUGGAAACCAAGCAAGUAUUUUUGGCACAGGUCUAAGAAUUACAGAGUUGGGUUUGGUUUCCCACCCCCCCAAGACCAGCAAUUAUUUUAACUGAAAAGAAAAGAGGGUAGCAUAGUUUAGCACAGCACAGCACACACCAGAAUGUGUCACAUGUAGUAAGGCUGAGUCUUAUGUAGUGAAACUUUAGCUUCAGUUGGGUUUUAGAGAAAUCAGCAGCACUAUAGAAAAUGGGGACUUAAAUAGUAAGGACUGGUUUGGACCAGAAUAGACUUUGAAAAGGGACCAUAAUAACAUUGAUGUGAUUUUUAUCUGCCCCUUCCUAUCAGUUAAAAAGAACUAAUGCUAAAAAAGAAAAACUGCUUUGCUUCCAGAAGAACAAAGGGAACCAAUUAAAAAAUACUUAAGAGCCCUGAUGUUCAAAGCAGUUGUGUGACAUUUCAGAGGGAAUUGACCAAGAAUUUCCCUAAGUUGUCAAUUUGAGACACACUUUUAACCACUUGAAAACCUGUGUGUAAGUCUAGUAAAUACGACUUAAAUAACUUAGUUUAUAUAAUUUCAUUUAAUGCUGACAUCAUCUUGAUGCCAUCAUAGGUUCUGAGAAGAUGAUGUUUCCAUUUUAUAGGUGAGAAAACAAACAUGGCUCUUAUAUAAUUAUGUUAGCAACUACCAAAAUCACUACUGUAUUGUACAACUUCAACCGAUAACUGUGUAUUAUAAAGCAGAUCGUGUAAUUUUUUUUCAAUAAAAGGAUAUUUGAGUUGAA